ACCUAUGGACGGGACAUGUCCGGGCAUCAGUGUGCACUUUCGUGCGACGACUCAUUGUUAGUGGGAGCCAGACUGGUGUCGUCAUGAGUAUCAACUGAGGGUGGGACAUGCGUGUCAUGUAUGUAGCUGAGUAAUGGUAGUAACCCCCCCCCCAUCCGGAUCUGUGUGGUAAUGGUGACCAUGAUGGGAGCCUGUCAGGCCGGUCAGUCGUGUUGAUGAGCAGAGCACAGGUGGUGAGUCAGCGGAUCAUGCUCAGACAUGCACUGUGUGUGCCAGGGAUCUAGCCCUGACUUGUCUGCACUCGCACCAAUAAAUGCACAUCGACUGCUCCACACAGCACUUUAUAUAGGGAGCCCAGCUCCUGCACCACAGCACUUUACAUAUUCGAGGCAAACGUGCAAUAUGAAUGCAUCAUCUACAAAUGCAGAUUGUAUAGAAAAUUCUUCUAUCAUGGGGUCAGACAAAGAAACACUGGUUAAACCAAAUCCACUUCUGUUGCAUCUGUUAAAAUCUGCUGGUGCCCAGAAGGAUACCUUUACAAUGAAAGAGGUUAUUUACCAUCUUGGUCAGUACAUUAUGGCCAAGCAGUUGUAUGACGAGAAGCAACAGCAUAUUGUCCACUGCUCUAAUGAUCCUCUGGGAGAACUAUUUGGGGUACAGAACUUCUCUGUAAAAGAACCAAGGAGGCUGUAUGCAAUGAUUUCGAAAAAUCUAAUAACUGCUGAGUCACAAGAGUCCUUGGGAGACCUAUUGUAUGGCAAAGACAAGUGUACUUUAGAAACACAGAGCUCUCAGCAGGUGUCCUCUCCUGAACUGCAAGAGAAGUUAAACUCAGCUGCCACUGCAUCGUGUUCAAAGAAAGGCAACAGUGACUCUGAAGAAAAUUCUUCAAAUGAACAACCAGCAGAACAACAGAGAAGGCGCCAUAAGUCAGACAGUAUUUCAUUAACCUUUGAUGAAAGCCUUUCGUGGUGGGUGAUAAGUGGCUUACGGUGUGAUAGAAAUAACAGUGAUUCAACAGAUGCCUCUUCUAAUGCUGAUCAUCCUGCACAUUCAGAUCCUGAUUGGCUAGACCAAGAUUCUGACUCUGACCAGUUCAGCGUGGAAUUUGAAGUAGAAUCUGUAUAUUCGGAUGAUUACGCCCCGAGUGGAGAUGAACAGGCGCUUUCAGAUGCUGAUGAUGAUUUAGAUGAUGAGGUGUAUCAAGUAACCAUAUACCAAGCUGAGGAGAGCAAUGCUGAUUCGUUUGAAGAUGAUACUGAAAUUUCAGAAGCUGACUAUUGGAAAUGUUCUAAAUGUAGUGAGAUGAAUCCUCCCAUCCCGAGAUACUGUCACAGGUGUUGGUCACUUCGAAAGGGCUGGCUUCCUGAUGAGAACGAGAAAAAAGCUAAUUCCCUAAAGAGGAAAGAGAUGGAAGAUUCUCAGGAUGAUGAGGGUUUUGAUGUUCCUGAUGGCAAAAAGGCAAAAUUAGCAGAUUCACAAGAAUCAAACCUAGAAAAGAAGGAAGAUGAAGUCUUACAAAGUUCAGAAUCCCAGGAGACUGAGGACUUCUCCCAGCCAUCCACGUCGGGUAGCAUGGCUUCCUGUAGUCAAGAGGAGAUCAGAGAGAGUGAGCGAGAGCAAUCCUUUGAAGAAAGCUCAGAAAAGAGCUUGCCAUUGACCAGCAUAGAGCCUUGCGUCAUUUGUCAGACGAGGCCGAAAAAUGGAUGUAUUGUCCAUGGCAGAACAGGACACCUCAUGGCAUGCUUUAGCUGUGCAAAGAAACUGAAGAAAAGGAACAAGCCUUGUCCUGUCUGUAGACAGCCCAUCCAAAUGAUUGUGCUAACCUACUUCAGCUAAUAUGGAACUUUUAACUAUUAAAAAAUAAUCUGGAAUAUUUAAAUGAAAACAUUUGUAUCCUAUAGUUAUACAGAAUAUAUAUAUAUAUAUAGUAUUUUUCCUUGACAGGAGAGUGGACUCUCAAACUGCAAUACUUAUUUGGCAUAUCAGUUGUGGUUUAAUGAAGAAUUCUAGUAAGCAGCUUUAUUUAAGAACAUGCAAGUAAUUUAAACCUUAUUUUGUAAAUUAGGCACAGUUCUGCAUAUUUUCUUUUUUUUAUCCGUUCUAUA
Nanorana parkeri is the source of this 2108-nucleotide messenger RNA. It is a transcript of the gene MDM2, whose product is annotated as MDM2 proto-oncogene. Gene Ontology annotation, biological process: regulation of cell cycle; negative regulation of apoptotic process. The record is from RefSeq and is a predicted model, not a curated record. Gene Ontology annotation, molecular function: ubiquitin protein ligase activity; identical protein binding. Bases 259 to 1839 code for a protein of 526 amino acids. Lineage: Eukaryota; Metazoa; Chordata; Amphibia; Anura; Dicroglossidae. Gene Ontology annotation, cellular component: nucleus. The transcript has 11 exons.